Molecule: messenger RNA, 1006 nt
Organism: Microcebus murinus (gray mouse lemur)
Lineage: Eukaryota; Metazoa; Chordata; Mammalia; Primates; Cheirogaleidae
Source: RefSeq, a predicted model, not a curated record
GCCUUUCUUUGUGUAGUGCUUCUAGUAAACUACAAGGGCACCCAGAGGCAUGGAGCAAAUGCCCCUUAACUGAACGAAUGAAUGGGGAAGGAAGGAAUGUUCUGUGUUGCUAGGCAGAGGUGAAGAAAGGAGGAAAGGAAUGUUGGAUGGGCAGCAGGGCGCUGAUUGGCUGGUCUGCAGAAUGCGGCAGGGCUACAGUAAGCAACGUAGCGGAGCCUUUCUUUAGACCAGGUAGUGGCUGCCCAGCGGGGCCGGACGUAGUACGUUAACAGCAGCCCUGCCUACUGUGCGGGUCCGAGGCGGGCGUGGCAGCCCUUCGGGCUCCGCCCCGCCCCGGCCCCCAGUGCCUGAGCCACGCCCCAAGCGGAGGCCACGCAGGCGCCUGCGCACGACGGGCCGAGUGCCACCAGCAGCUCGAAGCUCGGCUCCGAAGAUGGCGGACCGCGGUGUUGGCGCUGGCGGCAGUACAUCCCUGAGGGGACUACGGGAACGGAUGGUUGCUGCGGCUCAUGCAGUUGCUGAAGAAAGAAGGAAUCAAAGUGGAGUUAGCCCAAUUGCGUCCCAGUCUUCAAAUCUGAGAUCAGCAUGUAAACCAGUAAUAGAUGGAUCUGUGCUUAAAAAUGAUGAAAAACAAAGAUUAGCGAAGGAGCGCAGGGAAGAGAAGAGGAGACAGCAAGAUGCCAAUAAAGAAAUGCAACUACUUGAAAAAGCAAGAAAGGCCAAGAUCCAAUAUGAAAAACAGAUGGAAGAAAAACAGCGAAAGCUGAGAGAGCAAAAAGAAAAAGAUGAGCAGCGGAGAAUAUCCGCAGAAGAAAAAAGAAAACAGAAGUUAGAGGAAGAAAGGGUACAUAAUUUUAUAGCCCCUUCAUCAGAUGAUACGCUGUGUUGCCUGGGUCUGAAAUAUAUACAUAUUUUUUUUCUUAGCCCUUCUCUGCCUUUACUGGCCCUAUAGAAAGGGAACCAAUCCUAGCUCUUUCUUUCUUCUUCCCUCCUUCUUCCCCUCAGC